Molecule: messenger RNA, 1777 nt
Organism: Mizuhopecten yessoensis (Yesso scallop)
Lineage: Eukaryota; Metazoa; Mollusca; Bivalvia; Pectinida; Pectinidae
Product: brain-specific homeobox protein homolog
Exons: 3
Coding region: 942-1733 (263 amino acids)
Biological process (GO): regulation of DNA-templated transcription
Molecular function (GO): DNA binding; DNA-binding transcription factor activity, RNA polymerase II-specific
Source: RefSeq, a predicted model, not a curated record
ACCCACCUUGUGAAUUAACACGUGUCGAGGAUUUAUUUUUAUAGAGAGGAAGUGUUUUUAAUCACUUUUCUGUGUAGAUUUGGUUUAUUCUUCAGUGAUAUUUUCUUACCGAAAGAUUACUAACAGACAUCUCAAUGGCGAUGCAAGUGGAAUUUUCGCCCGCUGCAAUAGGAGACUUUCUUCACGAAUAACAUAAUGUCUAUAUUUCAAACUUAAAUACCGCAGUAAGGAAGUAGAAAGACAUUUGGGAAUUUUAAUCGGAUGAAGUGUGUUUGGCAACUGAAAUCUGAGGAUGGAAAAUUGUGCAGAACACUGAUUGGGUCGAAUGUGGAUGUAUAAUAUUUGCUACAAAAAACAAAGAAGAAGAAAGAAAGUUAGGAGAAACACGCACACGGAAAUUUCACAGGAAAUCACAACUCAUAACAUUUUUGGUGAGUUUUAGAAAUAUGAGACGUGAAAAAGAUAUUAUGAAGAAUGUGAACCAAUCGUCACCAGGACAACAUUUCAUCAUGGACUGAUAUUUUUUUAUGAAAGUUAACAGAUGCUAAAAAAGAAUACUAUUUGCGAAAGAUAACUGGAUUACAUACACAAAGUAGAUAGCUGAAAUUUGGUGAAAAACUCCCAUGCGUCUUUCAUGAAUUGGGGUCACAGUGCUGUUUUAAAUCACGAAAUAAAACAACUGGAAAAUACCCCAACAACUGUGAUUUGACAUUUCAUAAGGUCGUGGACUCUUGGACUCGAGAAACGUAAUUAUACCGAGUGCUCAAAAGUAAUAAUAAUGCAUUUUUCGUUGACAUUUAAGGACCCUUAAACAAGCGAAUAGUGUUAAUAAGUCAGUUUCAUCAAUUUUAUUGAUAAAUUAAGAAGAAGAAGAAGAAGAAGAAGAAGAAGAAGAAGAAGAAGAAGAAGAAGAAGAAGGAGAAACAAAAGAGGACAUCAACAUGUAUGGACAGAUGUAUCCUCAAAAACUCUCCUCUUCCUCAUCAUCGUCAUCGUCGUUUUUUAUCCGGGAUAUUUUGGGAUCGGAAGUCGGGACUUCAAAUCCGACACAGCCAGGGAGAUUCUACUCCGAGACAGACCAGACACUGAUGGGUGUGUCCCAAUCCUACCUGAACCCACCCUACCAGUCCGGUGCCGUCGGGACACCAACCACGCCCACUUUAGGGAUGUCCCCGUACCAGGCCAGUUUCUUCACUGCUAUGCACAGAGGGUUUCCACUUGAUAGCAUGUUGGAUCUCAGGGACGCCAUGACAGUGCCUAUUCCACUUCCGGUUUAUAUAAGGUCAAGGACGCCUGGAGAUGCGGAAGGUCUGAUGAAGCCAAGGAAAUGUCGGCGGAGCCGGACUGUUUUCACGGACCUACAGCUCAUGGGCUUAGAGAAGCGUUUUGAGGGACAGAAAUAUCUGUCUACACCAGAGAGACUCGAUCUGGCCGACAGUCUGGGUCUCACGCAAAUCCAGGUCAAAACGUGGUAUCAAAACCGACGGAUGAAGUGGAAAAAAAUGGUCAUGCAGAAAGGCGGAUCGCAAUCACCAACAAAACCGAAAGGUAGACCAAGAAAAGACCAUUACGACGGAGAGAAGGAACAGUGUGGAAAACAUCAUAUAUUAGAACGUGGGUCUGAAAGUCCAUUAAUGAGAAUAAACUUUGAAAAUGACAAUAACCAAUCGGAAUCGAUAUCCGAAAAAAUCGUUUAUCAGAAGGUCUUUCAUAAGCCAUUAUCAAAUUUAUAAUAUUGUAAACAAACGCAAUUAAAAGAGUUUGUAAGACAGUCUCU